GGGAUGUUUCAAUAUGAAUAGAUAAAUGACUUUCAUAGUAUUAUUGACACAAAGUAAGAAACAAGCUGAAGAAAAUGGAGCCUGAUUAUAGAUUAGAAGAAACAGAUCGUACAAGCUCGGAUGAAUCUGAUCACAUUUUCGAGGCAUCAGAUGAGUACUAUGAUUAUCAAUGUUCCACGUGCCUGAAGGAGAAAAAGAACGUAAAUGCAGAAAUGUACUGUGUAGAAUGCGAUCACUUUCUAUGCCAGACGUGCUUGAAACAGCACAACAAGUUUGACAGUAUGAAACAACACCAAGUCGUGAAGAACGCUAGUGGCAAAGGAAAAGAUGUUAAGCGGAAAGGCAACUGGGUGGAUUUACCCUCGCAGAGAUGUGAUACCCACCAUGGGAAACUUAUCGAUAUGUACUGUCGUGGUCACAACGAAGUUUGCUGCGGAGCAUGUGCUUCUAUAAAUCACAAUUCUUGCGCAGACCUCUUGUAUUUGCCAAAGGCAGCAAAAGCUGCAGACGUGCUUGAAGAAGCAAAAGAUAUGUUGGUAAAAAUGGAAAUGGUGCAGUCCAAUGCCAAGGAUUUAUCAAAUGCGAGACAGCUUCAUGUUGCUAACUUAAAGGCGGAGAAAGUCAAAAUAUCUGAUCAAAUCAAAGAUACCUGCUCCAAAAUAAUAAACCACUUCAAAAGACUAGAAACAGUGCUUUUAACACAGCUUAGCGAUAAAGCGUCCGAUGAUGAAGAUGAAGAACAAGCUGCUAUAAGCCAAACUGCGGAGGUGAUAUCAUCGCUUAAAAGCGAACACCUUCUCCUGACAAAGUUUCUUACUGAUAAAAAUAUGUCAUCACUGUUCGUUCAGCUAAAACUUGCUGAAAAAUGUCAGUUACAAUGUACCGAUACUUUGAAUAGUUUAAAACCGCAUAGUGCAACAACCCUUGAGUUUUCAGUGAAUCACAGAGCUAUUGAUGUUGUAAAUGAAAUCAAAUCUCUUGGUGAAAUUAUUGAAAAUAAGACAAUUAAAUCGGUCAGUCUGAAUGGCGAUUUUGAUGUGAAAUCUCCUAAAGAUAAAUCAACAUGUGAUAUUACAGAUAUAAUUAUGCAUAUAGACGGAAGUUACUUGAUAACUGACUUUGAAAACAAAAGUCUUAAGAAGCUGGACAGUCAGUACCAAGUUGUAGAUAUUCUGCCUCUUUCUGGCCAACCAAAUGCUGUAUGUUUUGUUAGCAGUUCCAGUGUCGCAGUUGCACUUACUGAUACAAAGACAGUUCAGUUCGUAAAUUUAACAAGAAGAUUAGCAUUGUCGUCCUCAUUCAGUGUUACGGGCCACUGCCGUGGCAUCGCCCAUAAGGAUGGACUCAUCUACGUUACCUGCGGUGGAAAUCAUAAAUUCGGCGAAGGCAAAGGUCUUCUAUGUGUGUAUAAUUAUUCUGGGAACAUGCUAAAAACCUUCGAUACAGACAUGUCAUUACCAAAACAUAUAUUAAAACAUAAAGAUGGGCUCAGAAUGUAUGUCGUUGAUACUCAAAAAUGUUUGCUAAUCAUCACAUCUGACGGACGAACCCUUAAAAGGCGCAUUUUCAGAGACAUAGAUAAUCCAAAGGGAAUUUGUUCAGGCCCUGGUAGCCAACAUUUCUUGAGUGGCUAUAGUUCAAACACUAUCAUUCUGCUGUCGGGAAAUGCCUACCAAGUGUGUGUCAUAAAUGUAGACAAUAUCAAGAAACCUCAGGCACUUUGUUUUGACCAGUUUAAGUCAAGAUUGAUUGUCGCCAUGGAUAAUACAAACAUUCUCAAGGUUCUUGAUGUGUCGUUCGAAUAGAAACAUCCAGAAAAGCUCUGGAAGGAGAAAAGACGUUACUCCAAACGUUUAAAAAUAAAGACAAUUUAGAGAAAUAGAUAAGUUUACUGUAAAGUCAUAUUAUGUCCAAAAUUUCAUAUUCGAAAACUUGAAUGUUCAUUACAAAGUAUUAAUGUAGACACAAAAUAAAUAUAUCUAUAAGAUGCAUA
Messenger RNA from Mercenaria mercenaria, 1993 nucleotides. RefSeq lists its product as uncharacterized. The transcript is spliced from 2 exons. Gene Ontology annotation, molecular function: zinc ion binding. NCBI's taxonomy places the organism in Eukaryota, Metazoa, Mollusca, Bivalvia, Venerida, Veneridae. Bases 75 to 1805 code for a protein of 576 amino acids. The record is from RefSeq and is a predicted model, not a curated record.